Molecule: messenger RNA, 1881 nt
Organism: Penicillium brasilianum
Lineage: Eukaryota; Fungi; Ascomycota; Eurotiomycetes; Eurotiales; Aspergillaceae
Source: the annotation of a GenBank genome assembly
CUCGAAGAAUCCUUUGCACGCCCACAAUCGACUUGCUGCGUUAAUCAAGGACUUCCGGAGAUACUACCUACAUAUUCCACGACACUCGCAGCGGAUGAUAGACACCAAUUACAAGCUCCGCUAAACGUCACUUGGUCCAAGCGUGUUCCCAUUUCCAAGAACCCCAAUCGAUACUCGGGGAUCUUCGAACAGAACAUCGCCAAACUCUUGAUUACUCCAGACACUUAACGUGUCAAGCCCCUCGAAAUGGCGGAAGGGGAGCCAUCGUACAUUGACUACGAGGCCUUCCUCGACCCCGACUUCUCUCCGGCGAGCUUUGCCAAUACUCUCGUCUUGAGCACCAACAAUGCCACCGAUACACCACUUGAUCUCUCUACUCCACUCUCCCGAGUUCUCUUCGACCUCCAGGAAAUUGACACCCACAUCCACACCCUUACCACGAAGUCCGCACUGCCCCUAUUAUCACACACGCGAGGUCAGACCGAGGCUGCAGAACGUAUCCUGAAGGAGGCAGGGACGCAAAUCACCUCCGUGACUCAAGGGUACGAGCGAUUGGAAAAGGAAGUGGUGCAGAAAUGGAAGGCGGCAGAUGAAGCGCGCAUCGCUGCAGAGAACUCUUUGGCUACGGUCCGGCUGGCACGGGCCGUUGGACGUUGUCUGACGCUUGGUAGGCAGCUGGAGAGUCAGGUUGGGGAGAUUACGGGCAGAGGCACGGGGCAGCCACCCACGAAUGGGGCUGAUGGGACUCCGCCCGUGAGAGAGGGGUUCCGAGCGCUAGAACGGGCGGCAUAUACAAUCUUGAACUUGCGUCAGAUGUUCUCAGCUGAGACGGAAGAUGAUGAGGGAUAUAGACUGGAGCGGGUCAAGGUGAUGCGCACGUUGCGCAACGAGUUUGUGAUCCCCGCCGAAAACAUGGUCAAAGCAAGGGCGCAACAGACUAUCAACCGAUUCUCCUUAACAAGUCCAAUGGCUCCAUCCAACGGCCAUGCGCCGGUUCCCUCGAGCUACAAGCAGGUCCGUGAUGCACGGGCACGCUUGGGUCCUGCCGCCGCCACUCUUUAUCUCCUCUCACCCAUUCCAAAGGAUGGCGCAACUGUAUCAGAGUACAAGCCAGAAUUGCUCCUCUCGACGUUGCAAGGCUACAUGCACACGGCCAUUAUGACUUCGGCAAAUAGUCUCGCCAAGGCACUCUCGCAGCUACCCACGAUGGACCGAACUCUGAACGAAGUUGCUUCCCGAUGCCAAGAUGUCGCUGCAUUGGAGUCGUUCCUCAGGAACCUUCGCGCACCAACGCACCCUCUUUUAUCAUCUGCCUCGGGCGAUGGACCCGUUGAGGAGACCGAGACUGCAGGAAGUGCAAAUAAGACCAACUUGCUUCAACCCCUACUCAACGCCCUCGACACCUCGUCACUACCUUCGUAUUACUGGCGUUCGCUCGCAUCUUCCCUCACGUCACGGGUUCAAGAAAUCAUCAGUCGAGGCGGUGUCUCCGCGCGCACAUUGCGAUCAAACCGUGAUCGUCUCAAGACGGAAAUUAAAGAGUGCGUUCUACGAGCUUCCCAAGUAUCUGCUGCCAGUCUACUUGCGGAAAAGGGCCGCCAUGGAACCGAUAAUGUAAGUGUGGGCAACUGGGAGCGCGAAGCCGCCGUGAUGGUGAGCUCUGUGGUCGGGCCACUGGGCCGGUGAAACCAGCAAAUUGAGCAUACUACUCAUAUAUUCCGAUGAUAAUACCAGCAUUGCAUGUGACAUAGCUGUCGAAGCAUGAUAAAGCAUGAUAAUACAGAUACCCUUACAUAUGCCAAUCCACGAUGAAUGGAACAGGCACUUAUUGAUAUAAAUUACGCAUAUUAUGCCGAUCCAUAUGGGUCAUGGAUAUAGUCU